This is a messenger RNA of Sinocyclocheilus anshuiensis, 1327 nucleotides long. Its product is annotated as glutamate receptor-interacting protein 2-like. The transcript has 6 exons. The record is from RefSeq and is a predicted model, not a curated record. Lineage: Eukaryota; Metazoa; Chordata; Actinopteri; Cypriniformes; Cyprinidae. Gene Ontology annotation, biological process: neurotransmitter receptor transport, endosome to postsynaptic membrane. The coding region runs from base 1 to 1068 and encodes 355 amino acids. Gene Ontology annotation, molecular function: protein binding.
AUGAUAUUUGAUCAUCUGAUAAUUGUCAUUCCCCCUUCAGCACCAGAUGAUAAAAAUAAAGAGAACGAUCUGGAUAACGAGUUCAGUGAUAAUGAGGAUGAGAUGACCGACUCACAGAAGACCAAUAAACUGUUGGACCUUUAUUCCACCACCAUCCCCAGCGUGGAUUCGGCCAUGGAGUCAUGGGACGGCUCAGGAAUCGAUGCCGGAUACAGCAGCCAAGGUGCCUACAUCCAUCAGGCUGCUGGGAUUGCGUUACACCCUCACGAAUGGCGUAACACCAAGCAGAGGAACAGCACGUCUCCUCCAACCCGCCGCAAAAACUACCCCUUCAGUGACGGGGGAUUCAGUGAGGACGACUGGGAUAAAGCUGCCGGAUACAGCAGCCAGAUGCAUGCCGACGGCCUCAUGUUGGAGCAGGAGGACAGUUUCUGGUGCCAGGCCCUGGAAGACCUGGAGACCUGCGGCCAGUCUGAGCUACUGCGCGAGAUCGAGGCAUCAAUAAUGACCGGUAGUGCCCUGAGUUUAGGUGUAGAGGGUGGAAAGGCCCACGGCGAGACAGUCAGCCAACCUCACCUCAGCCCUCUGAGAAAACCCCAGCAUCUCCUGAACGAGACCAAGAACAAGAGCACGCUCCGCAUGUCCGAGAAGACCUGGGAGUCACGGAGGAUCAAAGAAGAGAUUCAGGACAUCCUGUCGCCCACACCGCUAGAGCUGCACAAGGUGACUGUGAUGAAGGACCCAGAAAGCGAUGACUUUGGAUUCAGUGUAUCGGACAGUUUCUUGGAAAAGGGUGUUUAUGUGAACAUGAUCAGACCUGAGGGUCCAGCAGACCGCUCUGGACUCAAACCGUACGACAGGAUCCUUCAGGUGAACCACGUGCGGACACGAGAUUUCGACUGCUGCUUAGCUGUGCCGCUCAUCACAGAGGCCGGAGACAGACUUGAGCUGGUGAUUAGCCGAAACCCAUUAGCACAGCCGGGUGUCGCCCAGCCCCACGACUGCCAUCCACACUUCAGCCCCGUAGGCCAUUCCCGCGAGCACCAGACCAACACGCUGGACCUGUGACCACUGGGUAACUCAGACUAUGACCACACCAGACCAUUUGUUGCAACAGACUGUCAGAAGGAGCCAUGAUUCACUGCGUUCAUUACAAAACUCAAAUGAACUAAAAUAUCCAGAUUAUAAGGAGUGAUCGUGGAAACGAAACAACAAAAGAUUUGAGCCAGUUUUCAGUACAAAAUUUGAAAGGAUCCUGAAAAGGAUUUUUUUUUUUUAUUAAUAAUUUUGGACUACUACAAUGCAUACACCAUACAUGUACUUCACU